AUCAAUGUGGGGGCUGGGACAGCUCUAGUUCUACUAUCUCUUCUUUCCCAAAAUGCACUCUUUGAAGCUUAGCUUAAAUUUCUGGCUUGGAUUUAAAGGAGCAAAGGGAAGAGGGGCCUCUUGGCCCUCUUUUAUCAUUCCAUCCUACAAGUUUCUAUAUGCUUGUUCAGUGCCUAGCUAGCAUGUGUUCUCUUAACCAAUGCUUGCUUGUUUGCUGGCCCUUUUUCUUCAAUCAAAAUCUGCUUAUCUAAAAUGCCAAUUGGGUCCCUUUUCUUCCAUCUCCAUGUCUUAUAACAUAUAAAACUCCAACGGGGUUGUUUUCAUUUUCCUUUCCAACUGUAAUAUGUCAUCUGUCUGAUUUCUUUUCAUUUUGGCCCAAUUUUUGGGUCUGGGAGCUUGAUGGAGGAGACAUAAAAGAAGCUGCCUAUAUAACCCUAUGCAUUUCAAUUUUAGACAUGUCGGUACCUCUAACAACAUAUAUAGAAAUUUCAACUCUACACAAAAUUUUCAUACGAAACAGAGUAAAAUUUAUACUCAGCACACUCUAAUAAGGUUUCAUUACAUUAUUUUAUGAAACUCUGUAUAAAAUUUGUGUAUGGAAUAACUAAUAUUGGCAAUGAUGUUAAGAGGCCUGUCUGUUCCCUUCUUGUAUCUAUUCGAGUAUAUACAGCUCCACACUAGACACUUUCUGUGUGGGCAUGGACCAUGUGUUGGCAACUGAUCACAUCUUAAUUACUAGGAUAGAUAUAUAGGAUGGUAAUCACACAAGCUGCCUAUUUAAAGAAACCUUCAUGUGGGAAGAUGCUUCUAUGAUCAACUCACAGAAAGCAGAAGCCUCUCUUUCUUUCAUUCUCUUAAGCUCUAAUAAUUAAUCUCGUUAAUUAGGCAGCUCUCAGUUGCAUGGAUUCCAUUGUCAAUCCCACCGUUUCAGAAGCCCAUCCUGAGACCAUGGAUUUCCUCUCCAGAGCUUGGUGCCAAUUCGCAGUCCAGACCUUCCAACCAGAACUACAAGAAGAUAGAUCAAUCAUUCUCCAUGAAAAUUCAAUCAGGAAGCUUGAGGGUGAAACCAAAUCUCCUUUUCCUAAGAUGGAGAAGAGUGCAAAGAUGGAAGAUGCAGACAGGACCAUGCCAUCAUGGAAAUCCAAUGAUGUGAAGUCAUGGAUAUGGAUGCAACAAGCAAUGCACCCAGAACUGAACUACAGCAGCUGUUUCAGAAAGAAAUGGUUUCCAUGGAAGAUAGCCCCAUUGAAGCAUGUAUCCAUCAAGAAAUGGCUGAAAGAGAUUAAGGAGAAGAGGAAGGAUGACCGGAGGCUGCAAAGAGCCGAAGUGCACGCAGCAAUAUCUGUUGCCGGUGUUGCUGCCGCCCUCGCCGCCAUAGCCGCCGAGAACUCGAAACACGACGCUUCGACCACCACCAAGGACUCCGCCGUGGCCUCCGCCGCCGCCCUGGUCGCCGCCCAGUGCGCCCAAGUGGCCGAGGCGAUGGGCGCCAAGAAGGAGCAGCUUGGCUCUGCAAUAAGCGCGGCCAUGAGUGGCACCACCACUAGUGACAUCGUUACUCUCACAGCGGCCGCUGCCACAUCACUAAGAGGAGCCGCUGCGCUUAAGGCAAGAACAGCAUGCAAGAACAGAUUAAAUUGGACUGCACCCGUGCUGCCAAUUGAUCAGGAGAACAAUCAUUUUGAAUUUGAUUUUGAGAAAUACAGAUCAAUUCUUGCCAAGGGUGCUGACCUCCACAUUGAAACCUCGGACCGAAGAUGCAUGGUAAGAUCGGUGUCUAUUAUCCUAACCAAUGAAGCUAAGGUUAUCCUCAAGACAAAGAAGAUCAAUGUAUUAAAUGUUCUGGCAAGCAAGAAGGAAAGUAUUGUGUUAGAUUUACAAGCAGAAUUAUAUGAAGACUCAGAAACUGACACAUGUUAUCUCAUCGUUCUAACAACGAACAAAGGAGUAAUCAAGAUCGACAUGGCCGACGAUUAUAGCCGGUACAAGGCCUGGGCUGCAACCAUUAAUCACAUGCUAAUGAUCUCUACCUCCCUGACAAAACAUGAGCUUCAAUUUAGCAAAUUUUAAGAAACAGAUCACCCGGUUUUCAUGUGUUUAAUCAUUUGAUAAGAUCUCUUAAGU
Molecule: messenger RNA, 2124 nt
Organism: Diospyros lotus (date-plum)
Lineage: Eukaryota; Viridiplantae; Streptophyta; Magnoliopsida; Ericales; Ebenaceae
Product: VAN3-binding protein
Exons: 8
Coding region: 901-2070 (389 amino acids)
Source: RefSeq, a predicted model, not a curated record